Messenger RNA from Plutella xylostella (diamondback moth), 1835 nucleotides. RefSeq lists its product as uncharacterized. The record is from RefSeq and is a predicted model, not a curated record. Lineage: Eukaryota; Metazoa; Arthropoda; Insecta; Lepidoptera; Plutellidae.
UCAAGAGUUUGUUUUUUUUGGUUUUUGUUCGAUUUGUUUGUGUUGAAAUAUUAUACAAAGUCCUUGGUUGAAAUACGCUUAAACAAGGAACAUAAUACUCUCUACCGAGACGCUUAAAUUAAAUUAAAAAUGUCACGAUCCGGUUCCUACUGGACACGAAAGCUGGAGUUGGAGCUCAUUGAGUUUAUCAAACAACGGGAGUGUGUUUGGAAGCCAGUCGGCAACACUAACCAUGACAUUCAGAAGAAAUAUAAGGCUUACGCCGAAUUUGCUGCACUCCUAGAUCGAGGAUUUACUGCUCGAACUGUUCGCGAUCGUUGGGUCAAUAUUCGCAGCACUUUUAAUCACUAUUUGAGAAAAGUUGAGAAGUCAAAAACGCAGGACCAAUCUGGAGUUGGGUAUACACCGUGCUGGCCUUUGUGGAGACCUCUUCAGUUUUUAAGAGAAGGCACAGAUAAAGGCAUAGGAGGUAUCAUGAACUUCAAUGCAUCCCAUAACAACUUUCAAGAAGACCAAUCAUUGCUAAUAAAAAGGGAGUGUCAAUCUGAUUUGGAGGACAACAUCAUCAGCCUCCGUCAGUGGAACCAGAGAACAGACAGGCCAAGAAACAAACUCAAAAAGAAAAUAUCUACAAAACCAAAGAAAAAGGAUGUAUGUAAAAAUGUAUUAGAUAAUCUGUUAAUAGCACUGAGACCGUUAGCUGAAGGUACAGAGGAAUCUGUUGGAAACCAAAGUUACUGGUUUUUUGGUAGACAUGUAACAGAAAGAUUGAAUGAAAUGUCGGCUAACAAUGCAGAUAAUGCUUGCAGAGAGAUUAUGGCAAUAUUAGCAGGAGAAGAUGUUGACAAAUAUCAUGUAACAUGAUUUUUAAGCUUAUGUUGAUAUUUUUACUUAUUAUAUAAAAAAUUUAAAUCCAAGAUUCAUACAAUCAGUAGUAGCCUGGUUGACUGAACACAUUGUCAAAAAAUGUACAGUAAUAUUUUACUCAUAAAAAAUGUAUAAUUUGCAUUCAAUGAGGGCUGCUUCCCACAUUCAUGGUCAUAGCCAUGGCAGACAUGCGGACGACGAAUCAAGUAGGUACAUUUGAAUAAGUAUUAAUUAUACCUAUGGCUUUGUGUACAAACUACACUGUAAGUAAUUAUUAAAAGACCAAAAUGUGUUUUAGUAUUUAUUUAAAAAAUAUUUUUUUAUUUAUUGAACUGGUUCUAUUUCCCAUUCAGAAAGCCAACUAACAACACAUACAAAAAAAUACAUAAUAUAAAUUGUCACAUUCAAAAUCCAUAUUUUAUGGCAAUCAGUUGUUGUAAAUUCUUUAAGUUUUGUAGAUAAGGGCAUGCAUACAUGCUCAAAUUCCUAUAUAUAUAUAUUAUUUAUAGCUUAGUCAAGAUAAAUAAACAACUUCAUAAGUAGCUUUAAACUUUUAACAACCCAACAUUGUUGGAAUGAAUAAAAAGCGGUUUGUGAGUUUGACAAGGUACAAAAGUGUUACACCUACUUAUGAAACUGACUGUAAUAUCAUUUAUUAUAACUUAAAAAUAUAUCAAUUUAUUAAAAAUAACGUGGAGGUUUUUAAUGACUAAAUAGUAAAGAUACCAAAUCAAUCCAACUAUCCUAGUACUUUGUACCUACUCCUAAAUAUAAUAUGGGCUUUACAUAAGAAUGUAUUGUAUUGUAGAAAGCAAGCAUACUUUUGCAAGAUUUUUAUUUACAGAAUUGAAGUAGACGACUGCAAUUUUUAAAGCUAGUCUAAACCCCACACGCAGAGCAAGACUAGUGAUGACAAAAGGGAGGUAAGCUUUCGGUAUCGUACAAAAAAUAGAGAAUGCGAUACGUAC